AUGAGUAAUGCAAUGUUUUAUAGACACAAAAAUAUGAUUUCUGGAGAAUCAUGAGACCGAUACAUUACAUAUGGCAAUUUUACUGAGAUUCUGCGAUAUAUUCGUUUCGACAAAAGAAAUCAGAGAAGUCGACGUUUGCAAACAGACAAAUUCGCUUUACCCUCAGCAGUUUGGGACAAAUUUAUUGAAAACAGUCAAAAUUGCUUCAAACCGGGAGUUUAUAUUACUGCGGAUGAGCAACUCUUUCCAACGAAGGCCAAAUGCAGAUUUACCAAGUAUAUGCUAAACAAACCCCAUAAAUUUGGCAUAAAAUUCUGGCUAGCCUCUGAUGCAUAGACGAAAUAUGUGGUAAGUGGGUUUCCGUAUUUAGGAAAAGACGAGGCUCGGGAUGCAUCAACCCCUUUAAGCGAAUUUGUUGUAAUGAAACUUCUUGAACCGUAUACCAUGACGUAUCAAAUUGUGACAACCCAUAAUUUUUUAUAAGUUUUUCUUUGGUGUUAAAAUUAAAAUCUAAAAAUACCUCGUUGUUUGGAACAAUACGCGCAAACAAGAGGGAACUGUCGAAAACCUGCAAACUGAAAAAAGAUGGCAUGGCUUGUUUCUCAACGUCGUUAUAUCAAUCCAAUGGAUGCACACUUAUCGUUUACAAGAGCAAACCAAAUAAAAAAGUACUUAUACUAAGUACAAAGCAUAAACACAUCACAAUUGAUAAAACUGCUAAGAAAUUACCUGAAACUGUAUCGUUUUAUAAUAGAACUAAAUUUGGCGUCGAUGUCACUGAUCAAAUGGCACGAGAAUAUACCGUGAAAUCAAGUUCCAGAAGGUGGCCACUUCAAGUUUUUUUCAAUAUUUUAGAUUUAGCCGGAAUAAAUUCUUGGAUAUUGUACAAAAAUACAACAGGAGAAAAUAUCACACGUAAAGACUUUUUGUUUCGAUUAGCAGAAGAGCUUGCUUCAGAAUAUCAGACUUCAAGGCAAAAACUACACGAAGCCAAUAUACCAAUUACAAGUGGCACGGUUCCUGUACGCAAAUGGAUCAAAUAGGAUAUUGCACCAACAAUAAGACUACAAAAAUUUGCAAUACAUGCAAAAAAAAUGUAUGCGGAAAGAGUACACACAACAAAAUCUACAUAUGUAAAAAUUGUAAUGGACAAACUGUAAACAAUUGAGCGUUUUGUUUCUUGAUAGUGUCUAUUAAUCCAUUUAUCUAUUAAAAUCGAUAUUAAUCAAUUUUUUUCGUCAUGUUUUAAGAGUGAAUAAAAACUGAAAGCCUCAAUAAGGAUUUUUUUUACACCAGUCAUUCUGACUGGUUUUGGUAGAAAUGUAUAUUAAAA
Molecule: messenger RNA, 1333 nt
Organism: Vespa mandarinia (Asian giant hornet)
Lineage: Eukaryota; Metazoa; Arthropoda; Insecta; Hymenoptera; Vespidae
Source: RefSeq, a predicted model, not a curated record